Danio aesculapii is the source of this 4430-nucleotide messenger RNA. RefSeq names its product protein phosphatase 1, regulatory subunit 9A (gene ppp1r9a). The coding region runs from base 269 to 3490 and encodes 1073 amino acids. The record is from RefSeq and is a predicted model, not a curated record. Gene Ontology annotation, biological process: neuron projection development; calcium-mediated signaling; actin filament organization. Gene Ontology annotation, cellular component: actin cytoskeleton; cytoplasm; postsynaptic density. The transcript has 20 exons. Gene Ontology annotation, molecular function: actin filament binding. Lineage: Eukaryota; Metazoa; Chordata; Actinopteri; Cypriniformes; Danionidae.
UGUAUGUCAUAUUGUGUCAAUUGUCUGCUAAAGUCCUGCAUGGCAUCUUGAUGCCAGUAGCGGAGCUGAAUUAAAAUGCUGUUCAAUGUCAUUCACCUUUAGUAAAUGAUUUAAAGCGAGGAUAUAUUUAUAUCUAAUAUAACAUACAUUUACAUUACAAGAAGAAGAAGGCGUAGGAAUCCCCAACAAAAUGUGAUUGCGCCCAAGGAGAAACAGCCUGAAGGAAUGUUACUGUACCUUUGAGAAGACCUCCAUUGUCGAGGCUAAGAUGAUGAAGACGGAGGCCUCGGCAGAGAGGAACACCCUGAGGAGCGCGUCCCCGCACCGAAACGCCUACCGAGCUGAGUUCCAGGCUCUAAAGAAGGCAUUCGAUCAACCGAGACAGGAUGGAGACCACAAACACAAAGACCCAGAAGGGGUCCGGCUGCCUCGAGGGCGUCAGUACGGAGCCCACGUCAGUCGCAUCAAAAACAUGUUCAUGCAAAUGGGGACAGAGAACACAGAGUCAAACCGACAAGCCAGGGAAGAGACUUCCCCACAGAAACUCAACAAGCCGACAAACUUUAUCAACAGAACAGAUGGCUCAGUGGUCAAGUUCCAGCAAGGCACUGGAGACCGGACAUCUGGUGGCCAUCACAACUCAAAGUUCUCAGAAACAAGGAAACUUUUCGAGCAGAGCUCCAGAGAUGCCUCACAGUCGCCUGUGUACUCCUAUGGUCGGGAGAAAAGAGGUUCUCAUGAGCAUCUGGAUGAUUGGAGGGGAGCACGUUCAAACAGAGGCAGCACAGACUCUUUGGAUAGUCUUUGCUCCAGGACAGAGGCUUCUUCUCCCACUGUGAGUCAACUCAGCGCUGUGUUUGAAAAUAUAGACCAGCAGGGCUCCGGCGCUACCUUCAGAAGAAGCCAUGGAGGCGGACGAGGGCUGUACUCUCCAGAUGGCUUACAGAAACAUGGGGAGGCAAGUGAGGAUGACACCAGUGCACGACAGUCUCCAUCACGUGGUUUUUACAGGACGCGAGUGGGCAGCAAGCACAAUCUUCCAGUUUCUUCAUCUUCGGAAGAUCUUCUCAGUCCUAGUCCUCUAUCGGAGGCGAAAACUGAUGAGAAGAAGAGUCAGGAGAUGAUCGAGGAAUCCGGUGAACUGCAACUUAAGGAUGAGGUUAACUCAAUUAAGGCCAUAAAUGGUUCUUCGACUCCAGCUGAAGUCAAUGACGCUGCAGGACAUUCGCUUGAGGCUACCAGAGUCCACGAGGACACAGACGGUCAUGUGAAAGAGGAGUCUAGCCGGCUUACAGAGGAUCAAACUGAAGAACCCAAUGAGGAAUACUGUGGCAAUGAGAGAGUUAUUUUCAAUGCCGAUGGAGAUGCUUGCUACCAGGGCUGGGGCGAGAGCUGCACUGAACCAGAGGAUGACCUAUAUGAUGACGACCUUUCCUAUGACCCAGGAUCAGAGAUUACAGAGGUUCCUGGUCUUCCAGAGGAGGAAAAGGAGGAUAUUCCACAAAAACGGAAAAUUCGAUUCAGCUCGGCUCCCAUAAAAGUGUUCAAAACCUACUGCAAUGAAGAUUAUGACCGGAGAAAUGAAGAGGUGGACCCGGUAGCGUCAUCAGCUGAGUAUGAGCUGGAAAAACGGGUGGAGAAGCUGGAACUUCUCCCUGUGGAACUGGAAAAAGAUGAUGAUGGCCUGGGCAUCAGUAUUAUAGGAAUGGGUGUUGGUGCUGACGCAGGCCUGGAGAAGCUGGGCAUCUUCGUCAAGACUGUCAUAGAGGGAGGAGCCGCAGAGAGAGAUGGAAGAAUUAAGGUGAAUGAUCAGAUCGUCGAGGUGGACGGUACCAGUCUGGUUGGAGUAACUCAGAGUUUCGCUGCUUCUGUCCUGAGAAACACACAGGGAGUCGUCAGGUUUGUGAUUGGCCGAGAGCGUCCGGGACAGCAGAGUGAAGUGGCGCAGCUCAUCAGCCAGACAUUGGAGCAGGAGAAACGUCAGAGAGAGAUGAUGGAGCAGCAAUACGCACAGUAUGAUGCUGAUGAUGAUGAGACAGGAGAAUACGCCACCGAUGAGGAGGAGGAGGCCGGACAGACGGGAACAGACAGAGAUGUGGCCAUUGAGGUUUUCGACUUACCCGAAAACGAGGACAUCAUCUCGCCGUCGGAAAUGGAUGCCACCAAAUUGUUCCAGAAGUUCCGGGAGCUGCAGAUUAAACACACUGUCACUGAAGCCGAGAUCCAGAAACUCAAGAGCAAGCUGGCCGCAGUGGAGAAAGAAAAGGCUCGCUGGGAAAGAGAGAAGACGCAGCUCAAGCAAAGCAUUGAGGACAAUAAAGAGAGGAUGCUGAAACUAGAGAGCUACUGGAUCGAAGCUCAGACACUCUGCCACACUGUCAAUGAGCAUCUGAAGGAGGCCCAGAGUCAAUAUCAGGCCCUGGAGAAGAAGUACAACAAGGCCAAGAAGCUCAUCAAGGACUUCCAGCAGAGAGAGAUGGAGUUUGCACAGAGGGAGGACACAGAGAAGAAGAGACUGGAGGAGGCAGAAAAGGCUCAUUUGGCUGAAAUCCAGAGUCUUCAAGUGAGGAUUGCUACUCUGGAGUCAGAGCUGAUGCAACUGAUGAAGCAAAAUGGCAUCCAGGUAAACAAUAACAACAACAGUGCCGAGAGCAGAGCGCAGCUGACGGAGAGACUGACGGCCUUACAGUGUUCAAGGAGAAGUGCUGCCGGAGGAAAUCUGUGUGAGCUGACAGGAGCCAGUGAAACAGUGAGAGAUGAGAAGGGCUUGAAGUCUCAGUCCUCCAGAGCGUCUGAUGCCACAGAGGCCACGAUCAGGCACCCGCAGCCUCAUCCGGGACCUGAUAAUGAGGACACUUCAGCAAGUCGAGAUCACAAAUCUGGCAAAAAACGACUAGACUUGGGUAAAGGGAAAGAGCUGGACCCAAAAGGAUCUCCUGGUAAAAGCUCCACAGGGCCUUCAGCAGAAAACAGCCCUGAAAGAUGCAGGAGCAAGGGUCCCGGUGUGUCGGAUGAGUUCAGUUUCAGCAGUUCAAGUUCGACCGAGAUCAGUGGGGUUCUGAGUGGACGAUCGCGGACCCUCACACUCUCCUCUGAUGAGAGUGUGGAUAUGAUUGAGGAUGAGAUUGUGGACGAGGGUCUGCCAGUGAAGCCGCAGCAGUGGCAGAACCGCAGUGUGACUGAAUGGACGUGUCAACAGGUGUCCUGCUGGCUCAUGGGACUGAACUUGGAACAAUACGUGUCUCUCUUUACUGCCAAGAAUGUGGAUGGAGGGCAGCUUCUGAAGCUGGACAGCGCCGCUCUCAAGGCUCUGGGCAUUGAGUCUUCUUCAGAUCGGGCUCUCAUUAAAAAGAAGCUGAAGGAUCUGAAGGUGCUGAUGGAAAAAGCUCGGAGAAACCGAGAAAAAAUAGAGAAGCAGCGCAAGAAGGAACUGGAGCAAACUCCUAAAAACAGCAGUUCCUCCGGACCAGCAGAGGGCGCCACUGAAUGACAGCUUCGUUACAAAAACAGAUGAGUUCAGCAUUUCACAAGAGUCAGAGAUCAUCCUUAAAGGGGCUUCAUGCUACCGAGCUGCCAUCAGAUGAAUCGAAAACCAAAAUUUCCUGGAAUCGGUUAUUUCUACAGAACUCAUUACAGCAGGAUUAUCACUGCACUUUUGGUUUGGCGUCUCAUUGAUAUCUAUUUAUUUGCAUAUGGAGAAUAUGUACAGUAUAUAUGUUGAAGCAGAGCAUAUCAACUCAUCCUCGACAGUUAAUAACUGAGCACCUUUAGACGAUGUACAUAUGCAGGAAAGCGUGUCUAACGUGCCAUUUUUCUAUCCAAACCAGUUUGUUUGUUAAUGGAAGGCAGAACGUUUUUAAUGCAACGGCUUUGAUAAAGCACAGGUCAUAUUGAUGGACGAUGUUUCCGUCGACUUUCUCUUCACCUCAAAGAGUUUGAGUGCUGCUCACAAGAACCACUACAGUCCGAUUCACUGACGACAAACAAAAACUGUGAAAAGAAAGCCAUUCCGGGUCAAAGCGAAUUUACAGACUUUCACUACUGUACGGAUCUGCCAGUAUUCAAGUCAUCUACGACUUGGCGUGUUUGUUCUUCUCCCGGCGAUCUUUGGAGGAUGUGUUGGCGAUAGCAGAUGCGAUAUCAGGAGUCCGCCAUUUUGAACUCUUCUCCAAAGAUGCGAGACUUGUAAAAAAAGCUGCUUCUGUCCCAUAGCGACCUGCUUGUUGUCCUGUCCAUCGCUCUGAGGUAGAUUCUCAGUUAGACCCAAGUGCUGCCUUUUCAAGUGCUGUUUAGACUUUUACUUUGUUUUUAGGGGUUGGCGUUACUGUCUGGAUUUCGCAGAUUGUGUGAACGCACCUCUGUUUUAGUGGCUACAUCUAAAAAUGUUGUAGAGCAGAUGACAAAUGUGCACUUAAAGGAACAUUCUGCUU